Messenger RNA from Sarcophilus harrisii (Tasmanian devil), 930 nucleotides. RefSeq names its product olfactory receptor 10AG1-like. Gene Ontology annotation, cellular component: membrane. Gene Ontology annotation, molecular function: G protein-coupled receptor activity; olfactory receptor activity. Gene Ontology annotation, biological process: G protein-coupled receptor signaling pathway. The transcript has a single exon. The coding region runs from base 7 to 930 and encodes 307 amino acids. The record is from RefSeq and is a predicted model, not a curated record. Lineage: Eukaryota; Metazoa; Chordata; Mammalia; Dasyuromorphia; Dasyuridae.
GACAAAAUGGAAAGAAGCAAUGUUACAUUUGUGGUGGAAUUCAUUCUCCUGGGAUUUUCUGACCUUCCCAACCUUCGAAGUCUCUUAUUUGGAAUUUUCUUAGUCAUCUAUAUGAGUAUACUUCUAGGAAAUGGCCUGCUCAUUAUUAUAACUAAGAUGAAUCCUGCUCUUCAAACCCCCAUGUACUUUUUCCUUGGAAACUUUUCCUUCUUGGAAAUCUGUUACACAUCAGUCACUCUCCCUAGAAUACUAAGAGAUAUUUGGACUCAGAAGGGAAAUAUUCCAUUCCUGUCCUGUGCUUUGCAAAUUUGCUCCCUUUAUAUUCUAGGAAUUGCAGAGUGCUUACUCCUGGCUGUGAUGGCUUAUGACAGAUAUGUAGCCAUCUGUAAGCCUCUUUACUAUCCUCUCAUCAUGAAUCAUAAGACAUGUGUCCAGUUAGUGCUCGCCUCCUGGAUCACAGCAACACCAGCCCAGAUAGGACUCACAUACCAGAUUUUCUCUCUGAACUUUUGUGGUUCUAACAAACUCAAUCAUAUUUUUUGUGAUACUCCACCAUUACUGGAGGUUGCUUGUGGGGACACAUCUCAGAAAGAACUUUUGAUCUUUCUUAAUACUGUCUUUUUUGUCAUGGUUCCUUUUUUUUUUACACUCAUAUCCUAUGUCAAAAUUAUCACCACCAUCCUGAAGCUACCAUCAACUUCAGGGAAAUCCAAAGCCUUUUCUACUUGUUCUUCUCACCUUAUAGUUGUAUGUUUAUUCUUUGGGUCUGGUAGUAUUGUGUAUUUGCGUCCCAAAUCCAGUCAUUCAGCCAAAUCUGACAAAGUCUUCUCCCUUUUCUAUACUACUGUGAUUCCACUGUUAAACCCCUUGAUAUAUAGCCUGAGGAAUAAGGAUGUAAUUGCUGCACUGAGAAAACUUCUUCCAAAAUGA